Drosophila arizonae is the source of this 2895-nucleotide messenger RNA. Its product is annotated as probable serine/threonine-protein kinase mps1. The record is from RefSeq and is a predicted model, not a curated record. Lineage: Eukaryota; Metazoa; Arthropoda; Insecta; Diptera; Drosophilidae.
UUGAAAGUGAUCAACCUACUUUGAUUUUACUGAAAAUGGAUUCUGAAGUCGAGACAAGUGCAAACGAAACCAAAAGCGAACAACCGGAAGUUGCUAUGGACGAUGCAGGUGAAAGAGUCCUGGAUAGGGCCGAAGGUAGUGUUGUUGAAAAUGGCCAGAAAACAACUACAACAACAACAGUCGUUGUAAUCAAAAACGAGAACGCUAAACCAGAUGAAGAACUUGAAGCAGAUCCCCAAACCGAAACAGAAAGCGACACAACAACUACAACAGUUGGUGUAACCAAAAAGGAGAACGAAUCUGAUGACAAGGAAAGCGCUUCGGCAACUGCAACAACAACAAUUGUUGUUGCCAAAAAUGAGCCGGAUCCAGCUGCUGCAUCUGAUAAGGAAAUCAAGACGUCAGCUACAACAACAACAGUUGUCGUCUCACCCAAAAAAGAAGAGGAUAUCGAAACAGAGAAACAAAUAACCGUAUCAAAUCCCAAUGCGGAUGCCCCAAGCAGCGCCAAAGAGACAGCGAAUGAAGCUGCUGCCAAAGACGACUGUGAAUUCAAGGAAAGAUCUGUAUUUGUCGAAGAAGCAGAAGAAGAAGAGGGAGAAGGAGAUACUGAAGAAGAACAAGAAGAAAGUGACGAUGAUGAAGAUGAUGAUGAUGGUGAAGACUUGAAAAUCGCGACCAAGACAGAAGAAAUUAAAGAUGAAGAAGGUCAAUCCAAUAUUCCGGAAAAAUCGGAAGUGGCUGCUGAAUCAACAAUAAGUCAGGACGAGAAUGCCGUUAAAUCAAAUAAGGACAUUAAUAAUCAAAUCGAAAACAUAAUAUCUGAUAUUGACAUUAACAUUAAAGCUCAGGAAAAAAUAGCACAACUUAAGGAACAGGAACUUCAACUAAUACAAAAACAAAAAGAGUUGGCCAAUCAGAUUCAGCAGCAACAAUUGUUAGCCCAAAAAUUGAUUGCGGAAAAUCAACUGAAGGAACAGGAACUGCAACGGCAAAAGUAUGUGCAACAACAGCCACAGCCACAUCCUCAAAGUCCCCGUCAAUACACCGAGGAGAUAGAGCCCACAAUCAAGCAGGAUCGAUGCAGUACAAACAUGUUCCAACGCCAAGAAGAUUCAAAUAAAUUUCAGGAAUCGUGCAACAUAUCGAGGACAGUUGAUUUGCGAAAAAUAUUUACUCCAGCGACAGAUGCGCCACAAAUAUUGCCCAAGAACCGAAAACUAUAUGCCUCAUCAGCGUUUUAUUCGCCUACACUGCAUCCCACUGUGGAGGACCAAGUUGAGCUUGCUCGCCGAAUUUCGCAUUCAUUGAGCGAUAUAAGCAAUCAAACUUCUAAGGGUCAAACAAUGUAUGUGAAUCGAAAGAAACGCUCAGUUAAAUGGGUUCACGAAGGUUGUGGUCAAGGAGAAGAUGAAGAUAUCAUCGAAACGCGCUCUUUAAGCAAAGAAAAUGCGGAAGAUAAUUCGCUGCAGCCGGAACUAAUCAAGCUGGAUAAAAUGCCAUUAAAACUAGUCAUGAAUCCACGUGGACAAAUGCGUGACUAUAAUUCAUUAAAAGAAUCGAUCAACAUUGAAUCGGGCCUUUUAUCGCCCGACAAUUGUGCUGAGCUAAUCACUGCGUUGCAACUGCAUAAAGGUCGAGGAGCUGAGCUCUUUGCGAAACGUCGGAGAAAGGCUGACAAUUGGGUAGUCGAUGAGACAAAUGCCGGAAUUCACAGUCCAUCUGGUAUUCCAGAUUAUCAACAAUAUCAGGUCAAUAGACCGGCUGCUGCAUCACCAAGCAUCGUGCCAGCGUAUUCCGAUGCUGGCAAGCACCGUGUCCAAUUAAAUCUGCAUCAGGAUCAACUAAUUGAGAAAUACUCAAGGCCUGGCGUUCAGGUGGUCAAAUCCCCGUGGGAGGCGGCUUUACAAACCGGUUCGGCAAGCACCGCAUUUUUGGAUCAAUCCCAAUACAGAAGCCCGACACCCAUUGCCACCCAGCCAUCACCUGUGCAUUUCACUCAAGACUUUACCGAUUCACCUUUGCCGGCCUCAUAUGUCAACCAAUCGAACUAUACUCAGGAUUCGUAUAAAAGUUCGCUUGAUUCUCGAGCCAAGAGUCAGCCGAUUCAGUCCUCCAAUCCACAAAGAGAACUGGCAUAUAAGCCAAGUGUUGCUCAAGGCUGGGGAGGUCGCAAUGUCGAACUACCAAGAGGCUUGUAUGUACCUAAGGAAAUAUCUUUGGCCAGCUAUGCACCUCCGCCUGUCCUGCCAACACAUAACUUCCAGAGCUCACCAAAGCCAAUCGACUAUUCCUCAAAGGCAUAUGAACCACCACCAUAUAAUAGCUUCCCCGUAGCGAAUCAAAAAUCUGGUCUUUAUAAUUCAGUGCCACCCAAACAGCAGCUAUAUAAUCCAACUAGUUAUCAAAAGGUGCUAUCCGGCUCGCAGCAGUCUGGAACACAGGUCACCUUUAGUCCGUCCCCUUUGUCUUUCGAUAAGCUAUCGAAGUUUCAGGAAUCAUCGGAUCAGAGAAAUCAACGGCUUCUCAAUGUUAACAAACAGCCAGUCUAUAGAGGUGUGCAAAAUGUGUCUCCAACUCCUUUCCUGUCUGCUGGUACUGAUGGCCGUGAGGGUCGAUCGCCGAUUUCAUCGCCUACUUAUGGAUCGCAUACGUCGCAUAAUGCUGGAUCUCAACAAAUGAUGCAUGGUGGCAAUCAAAGCUUUAACAACUGCGCUCGGGGCUGGAACAAAGGAUCAAACAAUAUCCAGCAGAGUGCCUACUAUCCAAAAACAGUGCCAGUUGCUGCAACAGAAAGUCUGCCAUAUUCUGACUUCUGAAUAUAUCGAUCUAAUUAAAUUUUGAUUUCCGAUUUCGAUUUACGACAUGCUCAACUGAUUGUUAGCGCAUAUAUAC